This is a messenger RNA of Didymodactylos carnosus, 960 nucleotides long. The record is from the annotation of a GenBank genome assembly. NCBI's taxonomy places the organism in Eukaryota, Metazoa, Rotifera, Eurotatoria, Philodinida, Philodinidae.
AUGGCAAUAACAGCACUUUUAGUCGCAAAAUCACUAAAACGAGAACGAAUAUUUCAAGACAGACAAAAUCCCAUGGAAAUGAUGACGAAUGAUAUGGUUUUGGCACGUUACAGAUUUCCAAAGACAGCAAUAAUCGAUUUGUUAAAAUUAGUUGCGCCACAAAUUGUUCGUGCAACUCAAAGAAAUAAUGCAAUUCCUCCAAUCAUUCAGUUAUUAACUGCACUAAGAUUUUAUGCAACUGGGUCAUUCUUUUAUGUUGAUGGUGAUGUGCAUGGGAUUAGCCGAUCCUCUGUCAGCCGUGUCAUGCAAGAUGUUUCAACUAUAUUAGGUAAACUGGCAGUUGACACAAUAAAAUUUCCAAGCACAGCCAAUGAACAAGAUGAAGUAAAACAAGGUUUUUACGAAAUGUCAAAAUUUCCUCGUGUAAUCGGAGCAAUUGAUUGCACACAUAUUCAAAUUAAAACACCGAAAGAAAACGAAGUGGUGAAAUGGCCUGGCUCAACACAUGACGCUUUCGUUUUGGCCCAGUCGAAUAUAGCAACAACGUUGGCUGCCGGUGUAGCGGGUGAUGGGUGGCUACUCGGUGAUAGUGGAUAUCCACUCCGGUCGUGGUUGUUGACACCAUUCCUUAAUCCAGGAACGGGUCCAGAACGACGAUUCAACAAAGCCCAAAAACGUUGUCGGUGUACCAUUGAACGUGUCUUUGGUGUUUUAAAGUCACGAUUUCGUUGCUUAGAUAAAACGGGUGGCGGUUUACAAUUUGUUCCAGAAAAAUGUGUGAAAGUCAUUUUAAGCUGUUUCUAUUUACAUAACUUGGCUAAACAAAUGAAUUUGCCGGAUGAUGAUGAAGAUCGAAUUCAACAGGUGUUGCUUGAUGAAUUUGACGAUGAAGUAAACGUUAACGGAGUUCCAUCCGGUACCGAUGUAAGAAAUGCUGUACUCAUUACUUAUUUCUCUUAA